AUGUCGUAUCAAACGUUUGACGCAAGAGGUUUUACUGAAACUGCUUUGGAGAAUGCCGAUGAAGGGAACAGUACGCUGUUUCCAUUUGGCAAACCGGUCAGAUGGUCAAAUACUCGAACGCAAAUGGUGUUCAUCCGUAAAACGUACACUGUUUUUGCAUUUCAACUCUUGGCGAUAACUGUCGCCUGUCUGCUAUUUCUUCGUAAGGAAGACUGGCGGCUAUUCGUCGUUCGGCACUUGUGGUUAUGGGGAGUAUCCCUGUUCUUCACCUUUUUACUGCUCGUCGGCCUAACAUACAAAUCGAAUGAUGAGUUUCAACCGCCGAUAUUCCUUGUCUUUAUCUAUACUAUCAUUGAUACCUAUACGAUUGCUGGUUUCAUCGCAGUGUUCAAGAUGGAGCCGUUGCUUGAUGCUCUAAUCCUGACUACAGUGGGUUCAGUCGCAGUUUUGGCUUUUACAUGCCAAUAUACAUUAAAAUAUAGGACUAGUAACUCUGUUAAAUUUGCAAUCUUCGUUGUUACUGUCGCCGGAAUAGUCAUGCACCCACUGUGCUUCUCCCUGUUUGAUGGACUGAUUGCAUUGCCAAUUGCAAUUGCUCUUACUGCUUUCUUCAUCCUGGAUUCUUGGUAUUUGAUGCAAACGCUGAGCUCGACCGAGUACUGGGCGGCAGCGAUGCAACUACAUUUGGAUCUUGUUGUACCUCUGAAAAGCUUACAUCAUAUGUGUGAAAUAAGUGCUACUGAUUGA
Paraglomus occultum is the source of this 747-nucleotide messenger RNA. The record is from the annotation of a GenBank genome assembly. NCBI's taxonomy places the organism in Eukaryota, Fungi, Glomeromycota, Glomeromycetes, Paraglomerales, Paraglomeraceae.